Molecule: messenger RNA, 695 nt
Organism: Rubroshorea leprosula
Lineage: Eukaryota; Viridiplantae; Streptophyta; Magnoliopsida; Malvales; Dipterocarpaceae
Source: the annotation of a GenBank genome assembly
UAAAAUCUCCACUCAUUAAAAAAAUUAUUAUAUUUUUAGACGAAUUCAUAGGUUUUGAUUUCGUGAAAAUCGCAAAUGGGGAACUGUAUGCGGCACGGGAAGUCAUCGGCGGUGUGGGCAGGCGAGGAUUGGGGGUCUCUGACUUCGAAGCCCUGCGGAAAUGAUAAUGGGGAUCCGGAGAUGGAGAGGCUUCUGGGACAAUCUCCGUCGACUACGGAGGUCAAGAUUACCAUUUCAAAGAAGGAGCUUGAGGAGUUGGCGAAGAAGGUGAACAUGCAGGGUCUGUCUCUGGAACAAGUUCUGGCUAAGAUGGUCAAAGAAGCUGGUGGCUAUGCGACGGUGCUGCCCGAGCACCACCGCCAUUGGAGGCCGGCCCUGCAAAGCAUUCCGGAGAUGGACUAAUCCGACAAAUCUCAGUUUUCCUUGUUUAAAAAAGAAAAAAAAAAAAAAAGGGUUGUCUUGAAUUUGGAUAUGUAGAUAUGUUCUGGCUUUUUUGUUCUUUCAUUCUUUUAUUUUAGAAAUACUUUGUUUUUGGAAGAAUAAAAGAGUUACCAAAUUUUCCCAAAUAGUCUCUUUUAAAUUUUUUUCUCAUUUUUCUUUUUUUUAACAACAUUGGAAUUAUGGGGAAUUAGGGAAUUUGACAAGUAGAUGGUGAGAGAGUUCGUCUCCUAACCAAAUAAAUUCAAAAACACGAA